This is a messenger RNA of Theileria equi strain WA, 2573 nucleotides long. RefSeq names its product ATPase, AAA family domain containing protein. The record is from RefSeq and is a predicted model, not a curated record. The transcript is spliced from 2 exons. Bases 222 to 2573 code for a protein of 783 amino acids. Lineage: Eukaryota; Apicomplexa; Aconoidasida; Piroplasmida; Theileriidae. Gene Ontology annotation, molecular function: ATP binding; ATP hydrolysis activity.
GCCACAAAUAUACAACGCAUAGCCACACUAGUGCUUAAUUAUGUUAUUUUUGCGUUUGUAACUUUUGUUAUUCCCCAAGGGUGGAAGGUAUUGGAAUGCGUCACAUUUCCUUCCAUAAAUCACGCCUUCUUUGACCUUUACCCCUUUAAACACAUGGGAACAUUGUGUUCAAUCCAACUUCAUGACAGAGUAAUCGAAUUAGGAUUCUUCUGAGCGCAGAAAUGGAGAAUAUGCACAUUCGGAUUAUAGCUGCCGGGUACAAGCAGCAAAUACCAGUUGAAUACGUACUAAAGGGCGCUGAUAUGUUGAGACAAGAAGGGUACAGUAAGGAAGGUUUACACAACGCAGAUUUCAAGAAAGCGAUAAUGGAGUUCAAUAAUGAGAUAAUAAACGAUUUUGAAGACAGGGUAUUGCCAAAGUUUGAUAAAUUGGUGGAUAAAUUCGUCGCUGAAUUUCCAGCACACCUGCCAAAACCAAAGUAUACUAGUAUAUACGAGAAGCUUACUCAAAAUUCCUCAUCUAUCUCUCACAAUAAGAAGCUUUUCAUCAAUAGCUUCUUCGAUGGAGAUGUACACAUUGGUAACAUUCCACUAACAACUGUUUCUCGGCGUUUUGAUAUCAAGACAAAAGAAGAACGUUCGAAUAGAAUAACUAUCCAGGCACAAAGCACAACACCAAAAGGAUCACCAAGCACUGAAAAACUCCCAGUUAAAACAAAACCAAAACCUCAAAACCCAAUCGCUGCAACACCCGUUAACAAGAACUGGGGAUUGCUAAUGAGAACAAACACUAAUACUCCACAAACAAAGCCACCACUGGACCUAUACUCCACUAAUUCACAUUCAAGUGGAUCAUACAGAGAUACCAAUGUCUAUUCUGACAACAGAUAUGUGGAUAGCAGAACAGAAGCUAAUACUACUAACAAGAACUACAAACCAUUUGAUUCUUACAAUUCGUUAAAACCCCAGGAAAAUCAUACAGACUAUACACAAAGGAGUAUAGAUAGCACUAAAUCCAAUGGCGGAAGAAUGGGUAUUAUGGACAUGUAUGAGAAUAAAUUGAACAAUUUAAAGCGUCCAACAAAUAAUACAAAUCCUAAUAAUGGUAUAUCGCCUAAUAUCGCACAACAAAACGGAAGGACGACUUCUUACCCAUAUGGAAAUUAUCCCAAAUCAUUUGGGACAUUCCCUAGACAACAAAACAAUAGUUAUACUACAAAAGAAAAUGAGAAUAUGAAUGUCAACGUAGAUAUAGAGAGAAGUACUGAAAAUGUUAGUGGUGGACAUAUGAUUGAUGACUAUAAGUAUCAUAGUAACAAGAAACCUGCCAAGCGUAACUGGGACAAGUAUAUAACUACGGAAUCAAAUCUAAAGGUUAACAAUAGUGCCACUACCACUGCUAACAACAAUAGUGGAAAUACCACGAAUAUUAAUAAUGUUACUUCAAAGCGUAGGGAGGUGCCAGAGAAUGAGGAUGGAAAAUUCAAAACAGGACUAGAUUGUCUGAAAAAGAGGUGUGAAGAGGGAAAAACGACUUGUGACGUUGAUUUAGAAAAAGUGAGAACUUAUGGCAUAAACUUUUCCAAUAGGGCAACAAAAAAUGUUACAAAGAAGGACUCUAGAUAUGCGAUACCAGAGAAAUAUAUGCCACUAACAAGUGGAGAUGUGACAGAAGAGAUGAUUUCUUUGGUUCUGGAAAUGAAGUUGGAUGAGUGUAACAAUAAGGUUACCGAGAAUGAUAUUGCUGGGUUGGAAAACAUCAAAAAGAUCAUAAAGGAUAAAAUUGUGCAGCCUAUUCUUAGACCUCAUUUACAUAUAGGUUUAUUUAGGGCACCAAAGGGAAUUUUACUCUUUGGCCCCCCUGGGACUGGUAAAACCACAAUUGCCAAGUGGAUUGCGCAUGUUUCUAAGGCUACAUUUUUUGAAAUAUCUCCAAGUUCAAUUACUAGCAAGUUUCAUGGCGAAACUGAAUCCAUUAUAAAGACUUUGUUUAAAGUUGCAGAAUUUGAUAGUCCAUCUUUAAUAUUCAUAGAUGAAGUGGACGCUGUAUUGGGUAAGAGGAAGAGCACGGAAGACGAUUCUAGUAUAAGGAUGAAAAAUCAGUUCUUGCAAAUGAUGGAUGGUCUAAACAACAAGGCUGAUAGUAUUGUAAUUGUCGCUGCUGCAACGAACAGACCGGAUAUGCUAGAUGAUGCUGCCCUGAGGAGAUUUACGAAACGUGUGCUCAUACCUCUCCCGGAUUUUGAGACUAGGAAAUCAUUUAUAAUGGAUAUCCUGAACAAGAACACGAGUGGAAAGUGCCAAUUGGCACAAGAAGAUUUGAAUACAAUAGCUAGCUCUACUCACGGAUGGAGCGGAAGUGAUUUACUUGGUUUAUGUUCCAAGGCUGCAGAAUACUCUUACGACGACACAAUACAAGAAUAUGGAGGCAUUGAAAAUAUACCAAAUGUUGAUGUUUUCAGAAGUAUAGUGUUGUCUGAUUUUGAAAAGGCAUUAGGGUGUGUACAUCCUUCAUCCAAUUGGGAAAGCUUUGCCUUUUUCCAGGAGUGGGACCAGAAAUUUGGUUCCCAUUAA